GUCUGAUUCUGCUCGCGAGUUGCUUGAGACCGUGGCAGUGUCUGGAUUAGGCACUGGAGAUCGAGGAUGUAACAUUCCUGAAGGGAAAGAAGGAUUGGAGGGGCUGUUGAAAAAGGAGUUGGUUACCAAGCUGGAGUUGGUUGGUCGGUUUGACCACAGCUUCUACAAGUUGACGCAAAUGGGUCAAAGGUGUGUUUACCCGUGCUUGAGAGCUUACCACCCGCAGAAACUGUUGAAUUUCAAGCGUGAGGGCAUAUCCUUGGAUGACUUUACAACUGCAGAGUUUGUUCUACACUUGGGGUCACAGGGAUGGCGAGAUGUGCUUUGUUCCAAAUUCAAGAAGAGAGAGCCAUUCACCUUGACAAACAACAACAAAAUCUGGUAUCGCGUUGAUGGUGUGCAGCUGAACCGCAUGUAUUUGCAUGCUCUUGCUGUGGCGGAG
Durusdinium trenchii is the source of this 442-nucleotide messenger RNA. Lineage: Eukaryota; Dinophyceae; Suessiales; Symbiodiniaceae. The record is from the annotation of a GenBank genome assembly.